AUGAAUCUUUCUAAGGCCGAGUGCGAAGCAAUCUUCUCAGAAACAUUUGAGCGUAAUUUCUCGGUCAGUAUCAACGGCGAGCACCACGUGAAAAAAAAAUGCGUAUUGAACGCUCUUCUUUUAUGUAUUGCUGAUUUAGAGAAGUUGGCACCAUCAAUCUACAUCUGGCUUCCAAACUGGUCUUUCGCAGUAGAAGCGAACCCCAAUCACAAGACAAUCGUCAUGACAGAAAAAAUACAUGAUCAACAAUAUAAAAUCAAAAUAAAGUCAAAGAAGCUCGAUAUUAUCGAUGCCUGGAAUGCUAAAAUGCUUUCAUACCUAGAAACCUUUAGAGACAUUGAGUUUGGAAACGCCCAAUUCCCCGUCAAAGGCACGGUCGAUGGAAAGGCCCUCCAAUUGAAGCUCAUGAUGACACCGUACGAAUUCACUGUUACUGACCGUGAAGGAAAUGUCAUGUUCGAAGCAGACCGUGACGAAAAUACAAGGAUUCAUAUUCCUGAAGAUCACACUGCAAGAAUGCAGCUGCAAAACGAUUACAAAUCAAUUACAGUCAAAUUUGCUGAAGAUGUCAAGCUCGGUGUCGCUUUACUUAUUUGCAAUUCCAAAGUUCCAGAAGUUCCAGUCCAAACUCUCAUCUCAAUCGAUGAUGUUGAUGUUCCAGAGCUCAACAUGUCACUCUCCGAUUUUGCACCAAUUCUCGAUAACCCAGGAAUGGAAAGUUCGAUGAUGAGCAUGGGAUCAAUGGCCAGCAUGCCGUCUCUUAUCGGACAAUCCGAGAGCAACUUCAUCAUGAAGGAUUUGGCCGAAAUUCGUGACGAAAGAAAGAAGAAGAAAGGAAUGAUUAUUGAUGACACAGAUCCAGAAGUUAUCAGAAAGAACUUGGACCGCAAGUAUCGUCAGUUGGUCAAGAAGAUCACAAUUGCUCAAAGCAAUGAUCCAAACGAACAACUUGAUUUACUUGCAGCAAAUCGUAAGGUUCCAAAGCUCACAAAGCAGCCAGCUGACAUGUAUGAGUUCCCAGAUUCCGAAAUGGGUGCUCCUCUCUUCCAGAAUACCGAUCCAAUCUACAUGGAAACGAAACCAUUAACUCAUGAGGAGCCAAUCAACCUUUUUUACGAAUUCAACUUCGAUUCAGCUGUCCAGAGAUUGAAGAGACUUCCAGAAAUGAAAGAUUUCGAAGCUCCGGACAAAAAAGACGCGAUGCCAUUUACAGAACUUGUUAAGACCAUUAUCCAUAACACAGAAUGGGCCGAACGUCCUCUCUGUGCUGCUGGUAUCCUCUUACAAGGCAGAAAAGUCUCUAUUGAAGAGCUUUACAAGAAUUUGAAUGAAGUUUCGUUCUCUAUCUUCGAAAUUCAAAAGAUCCUUCGCGAAAUGAAGGUUACAAAUGAAGAAGAGUGCGUUCUUAUGUUCAAUGCUCUCUUCAAAGAAAAUCUCGUAUACAAUUUUUAUACAACCUUAGAAACAUCAAUAGUCUUCAAACGCGAUACUUACGAAUGCGAUGCUCUUGUCGUAUGUCCUAAUUUCUGCCUUGAAGUCGGUUCUCUUUUCGAUUCUCCGGUUAUGGAUUGCAAAUACAAGACUUUACCAUUCGCAGCUGACAUUAUUCCACAUGUACGCAUUGCCAACUACAUGCGCGAGAUGAAGACAUCCAAAUACGUUGAUUGCAUCGAGCAAUCAGAGACUGAUGAGAUUAUGCCACUCGACAGGAUUCUUUUCGCUCUUGUUUACCUUCUUGGCGAUGGACCUGAUACACAGCUAAGAAAUAUCUGGUUCAAUAUCGAAAAAGAUGAAAAGAUUGAGAAAGGUGUCAUUUACGGUGUAACUCCUGAACAAAAGGCUGUUUAUUUCCUUCUCGAUCUCAUCAGAAAGAACAAAUUAUCACACCACAUAAUUUACGCCAUGGAAAAUUCGAGAUAUUCAGAACUCGCACAAGAAAUGAUUUAUACUGCUGACCAGGUUAUCGAUUUGAACAAGAUUCUCGAGUUCAAGGAGAAUGACAAAUUUGCUGAGAAUACAGCUAGACAUAUUCUUCAAUUAUUUGAUGGAUUUAAUAAAUGA
This is a messenger RNA of Trichomonas vaginalis G3, 2061 nucleotides long. RefSeq lists its product as uncharacterized. The coding region runs from base 1 to 2061 and encodes 686 amino acids. The record is from RefSeq and is a predicted model, not a curated record. Lineage: Eukaryota; Parabasalia; Trichomonadida; Trichomonadidae. The transcript has a single exon.